GAAGAAACGGUACGUCGGAUAAACUGCUCCCUCUUCACUUCCAAAACAAAACGCAGUGUCCGGUAAAGGUUCGGGCAGAGUAGAAGAAUGGAUGCCCUCACCCACAUGCUCACAGACCAUCUGGAUCCAAAGGAAGAAAACGAUGGCCAAAUCACAGAGGAAUGCAUGCUGGGAAACUGUAGAGUUAAUCUUCCAGAGGACCUACUUGAAGAUCCUGAAAUUUUCUUCUCUGUGGUGAGUGAAAGCACAUGGACUGAUGUUCUGUCAGAAUCCCAGAGACAGCACCUUCGCCAGUUUCUGCCACAGUUUCCAGACAACAACACUGCAGAGCAAGAUGGUACCAUCAUUGACCUUUUUAACAAUAGAGAUUUUCACUUUGGAAAUCCCCUUCACCUGGCACAAAAACUAUUCAGAGAUGGAUAUUUCAAUCCAGAGGUGGUCAGGUAUAGACAACUGUGUGCAAAGUCUCAGAAGAAACGACAGUUGUACUCCCUUCAGCAGUAUUACCAUAGACUUUUGAAGCAGAUCCUCGUCUCCAGAAAGGAGCUGCUGGAGUAUGCUGUUCACAAUGGUCUGGACUUUCCUCCAAGAAGAAAGUUACCGACUAAGUCCCAUGCUGAAAUGCGGGAGCCCAGGGUAAGAAGAAGACUGAACCGCAUAAUAAAAGAGGUCAAAGCUGAGUGUGGGGACAGCAAUGCCUCAUCUGAUGAUGACGACUUAUCACUGUGGAACCCGGCACCACAGUCACCAUCCUCUCCGACACCUACUGUUUCUCUCAGAGUUCUUCCCAGCCUCUCCACCCAAGACAUGAAGACAACAGAAAAAUUUGAACUAGGGGAGCAGGACCUAAAAGCUAUGCUCCAAAACCAUCGAGAGAAGAGGAAGCGACAACCAGAACAUCCAGAUUUAAUGACUGCAGAUAUCCACCUUGGAGACAUAUUGUCAAGAGCAAAUAUUGGACGGAAGGGAGCUCUGUCUCUCUUUGAUCUUUGUUUGCCCAAAAAGAAGAUUAAAGAUGAAAGAAAGAAGAAGAAGAUGAGGACAAUUAAAGUGGAAUCUGAGGAUCCUUGUGAAGCUCUUGCACCUUCAGAAACCCAGUCAGCUCCACCAGCAAACAUCCUCAACUCCCUGCCGGACACACCAUCUACUCCACUCACCAACAUCAAGGAGGAAAUUGUGGAGGAAUCACAGAGCAGUCCAGCUUCAGUUGAGGAAAUUGCCGUCAGUUUCUUCAGCUUGUUGGAGAGUAUCUUAAAAGCAGAAAGCCUCGCCAGUACUUUAAUGUUGGAGGACAAAGUUCAAAUUUGGCAGUCCUCUCCGGCCAGCUCCCUCAACGCAUGGUUUUCUUCUGUUCCAUGCUGGUCUGACUUAGUUCUUCAGGCUUUGCAGUUUCUUGCUGGAGAGACUAAAGAUGGCAUGAUGGCUCUCCCCAGUGGCUUUUCUCCCUUUGUGGAAUUUUCUGAGGAAUCUCAGCAGUGGAGAUGGAUUGGUUCUGCCCAGGAUACAGAGAAGGAUCUCAGUGCACUCUGUCAGCUGUGGUUGGACUCCAAAGAUUUAGUUGUAAAGACAGAGAAUGAUGACAUGUUAGAGAUUACUUCUCCAACACCACGAGUUUCAACUGAUUAUGUGGUUCGUCCCAGCACUGGAGAUGAGAGACAGGUGUUUCAAAUCCAGGAGCAGCAGCGAUACAACCAGCCACACAAGGCCUUUACCUUCAGGAUGCACGGCUUUGAGUCUGUGGUUGGGCCUGUUAAAGGGGUCUUCGAUAAGGAGAUGUCCCUCAACAAAGCCAGGGAGCACACACUGCUCCGCUCAGACCGUCCACCAUAUGUCACCAUUCUUUCUCUAGUGCGUGAUGCUGCAGCCAGGCUACCCAACGGAGAAGGAACAAGGGCAGAGAUCUGUGAACUGUUAAAGGACUCACAGUUUCUCGCUCCAGAUGUCACAAGUGCACAGGUGAAUACAGUUGUAAGUGGGGCUCUGGAUCGACUUCACUAUGAAAAAGACCCCUGUGUGAAGUACGACAUUGGUCGGAAACUUUGGAUUUACCUGCACCGCAGUCGCACUCAAGAGGAGUUUGAGCGGAUCCACCAGGCACAAGCUGCUGCAGCAAAAGCAAGAAAGGCUCUGCAGCAGAAACCUAAACCUCCAUCUAAACCUAAGUCUGGAAGUAAAGAUGGAAGCAGUAAAACCUCUGGAUGUCUUGAGGCAGGACAGGAUAUAAGCUCCAAUCCCAUGUCCCCGACCCCUACAACACCAACCCAGAACACACCUGGAACCCCCAAGUCACCGUUACCCUGCACAGCCACAACACCAACAAAAACCGGAGUCCCAGAUGCUAUAAAAGCCAGCCCAGGUGUUCUUCUUGUUUCCCCUCCCUCCCUGCCCCAGCUGGGAGCAAUCUUACCCAGCAGCCAGGCUGCUCCUCCAGCUUCACAGCCUGUCACGUCCCAGCACACAGCGAGGAUAGUGAGUCACCUGGCGACGGGUUCCCUCCCUCAGGUACGGGUUGUUUCAGCUCAACCUGGACUGGUUUCAUCAGCUGGAAGUCAGCAGGCUACUCUUGUGCACCAGGCACCUCAUCAGAUCAGGAUGCCGGUGUCCAUGGCAACAAAAGGCAUUUCACAGGCCGUGGUCUCUGUGCCUCUGAGGGGUCAGUCUGCAAGCAGUCCAGUCCAGGUGCCGACCUCUCUAUCUGUGUCUGCUGUAGCUGUGGCUAAACCUCAGACAGGAUCACCAGGAAGCCCUGCUAACAACCCCGCUUCCCCUGCUGUGCUGCAAGGAGUUGCCAGCCCAAAUAUCAAACAGGUAUCCAUUACAGGUCAGUUGGGCAUGAAGACUACAGGAGGAGCAGGUAUUCCAAUCACAGCUACAAACCUGCGCAUCCAGGGUAAAGAUGUCCUACGUCUCCCGCCCUCCUCAAUCACCACAGACGCUAAAGGCCAAACAGUGUUGCGGAUCACCCCAGACAUGAUGGCAACUCUUGCAAAAUCCCCGGUGGCGACUGUCAAACUAACCCCUGACUUCCUUGGCGGUGCUGCUUCAGGCAGCAAGAGCAUAUCAGCCACGCUCCAUGUGACGCCACCCCACCCUUCACCUUCCUCCGCUCCCAGCGCUACAUCCUGUACAGGCGAAGCACAGACCUCCAAAGCGGGCCCUGUUACCCCCACCUUGUUGAAGACUGCAGGAGACACAACCAUACGUCUCAUGCCAACAUUGGCGGUCUCUGUCGCAGAUCAAAAAUCAAGGACCUUCUCCACCGUGAGUUCCCCUGAUAAGAGUGGUGCCACCAUUCGGAUUAUGCCGGGCCUUGGUGUUAUUCCACAGAAACAAGGUCAGACUAUUACCAUGACCACCACCACUGGCAGCAAGCCACUCACGGUGUCGACAUGUGCUAAUGUAGUGACCAUGGCUGCCAGUGUUGUGGCUGGUGCUAAGGGGAUCACAGUGGCUCCUGGAGCUUCAGGUUCUCCUCUGACUCUAGGGACAGCUACAGCCACAGUGCGACAAGUUCCUGCUACGGUAGUGACCACACAAACAGGGAAGCUGCCUGCAAGGAUAACAGUGCCCCUUUCUGUUCUCAACCAACCACUGAAGAGUAAGAGUGUUGUGACCACACCUAUUGUAAAAGGAAGUAUCAAUACAAAUAUCAGCAGUCUAGGCAGGAACAUCAUCCUUACCACCGUGCCUGGAACAAAGCUGAUCGCAGGAAACAAACCAGUCAGCUUUGUCACAGCGCAGCAGUUCCAGCAGCUUCAGCAGCAGGGGCAGGCCACACAGGUCCGCAUUCAAACAGUUCCUGCACAGCAGCUGCAGCAGCACAUGGCAACAGGUUCCCCAAAAUCAGUUUCUACAGUUGUUGUGACAACAGCACCUUCACCCAAAUGUGCCCCUGACCCCCCGCCUGCGCCUCAGCAGUGAUCAUAGGUUGAUCAUAGGUUUUGUACACAAUAUAAGCAUCUGUACUAAGUUCUAAGUUCUGAAAAGUUUUAAGUGUGUCAUCUGUCAUUAUUUAUGUUCAAAUAACUGUUGGAUUGUUCUCGAUGCUGAAAAAUUGAAUCUCUUUAUUAAAUUAUGUUUGUUGCUGUGGUCCAAAAAUGUCAAACAGCUUAUCAGACUAUUGAUAACUUCAAACAUAUCCAGGUAGGUUGCAGUCUUUAAAUCAGAAAUUCUAAGUUGAUUUCUAUUUGAAACUUGCCCAUACAUUGUUAACAACCAAUUCAUAGUGACUGUCAAAGGGAUGUUCUUUUGUCAUUCAUAGAAAUGUUUCAUAUAAUACAAUCAAAGCAAUUGUAAAAGAGUGGGACCCAAGCUUUUUUGAUUUCUCUGAAUGUCAUGACCUGUUGUUUCUUGUUGUAAUACAUAAUUUCUUCUCCUA
This is a messenger RNA of Cheilinus undulatus (humphead wrasse), 4378 nucleotides long. It is a transcript of the gene nfrkb, whose product is annotated as nuclear factor related to kappaB binding protein. The record is from RefSeq and is a predicted model, not a curated record. NCBI's taxonomy places the organism in Eukaryota, Metazoa, Chordata, Actinopteri, Labriformes, Labridae. The coding region runs from base 88 to 3921 and encodes 1277 amino acids. Gene Ontology annotation, cellular component: Ino80 complex. The transcript has 26 exons. Gene Ontology annotation, molecular function: protease binding.